Messenger RNA from Oreochromis aureus, 1031 nucleotides. Its product is annotated as SUN domain-containing protein 2-like. The coding region runs from base 81 to 1031 and encodes 316 amino acids. Gene Ontology annotation, cellular component: nuclear envelope. The transcript is spliced from 9 exons. Gene Ontology annotation, molecular function: protein-membrane adaptor activity. Gene Ontology annotation, biological process: nuclear envelope organization. NCBI's taxonomy places the organism in Eukaryota, Metazoa, Chordata, Actinopteri, Cichliformes, Cichlidae. The record is from RefSeq and is a predicted model, not a curated record.
CUCGAUAGGACAGCAUUCACUGCAACGACUCCCGUUUAUCUGAGUUUAUUUACUGAUUUUUCUGAUUAUUUGGCGAAACUAUGCUGAGAAAAAGCAGUCGGUUACAAUCUACUGGCUAUUAUAAUAGUACCAACGAACCAGUCAUCUCCUAUAAGGAGACACUGCAUCAAGUUUUCAAAAGGCGUCGAUUUCAUUUCCGAAACGGCGAGGAACUUGACUUGGAACAUGACUUGGAACAUGACAUUUGUACAAGUGACGCGGAGCCUGGAUUUGGCUCAACAAAAAGAAAAACAUUUCUCCUCAUCCUUCUGGUCUUCUCUUUUGGUCUAGUCUUCAGUCUGGCAAUUUUCACCGGCAUCCCCUCUGUCAUCAUGACAAAGAUAUUCACUACAAGCUCCAAGGAGGCUUGGAAACAACUGGAGGAGCUUCAAAGUGAACUGGCCAGUCUGAAAGAGAAAUUCGACUUUGUAGUUCCGGUUGCAGACAGGUUGCCAAAUUUUGCCCUGGAGUCACUCGGAGCUAGAAUCAUUGACGAUAAGACGUCAGAAAGCUAUCCCCCUGACAAACCGUUGCUACGAAUCUUUGGUUUCACGUUGAUUUGUCCCAACCAGCGACCACGCAUAAGCCCAAGAAUCCUUCUUGAGGGCCGGGCACCAAUGCUUCCGGGUCAGUGCUGGGCGUUUGGUGGUAGCCAGGGACAGGUUUCAAUUGAACUGGCCCAAUACAUCACCAUCAGCCACGUGUCACUGGGGCACAUACCACAGAUGCUAUCUCCAGAUCUGACCGUGUCAAGUGCGCCCAGGACGUUUUCAGUAUUUGGAAAUCGACAUACUGAGGAUCCAGUCAUUUAUCUGGGUACCUUCCAAUAUGACCCAAAGGGAGGGCCGCUUCAAACAUUUAAAAUAGCUCAAUCUAACAUCAGUGUGGUGAAGUACGUGACACUACGGAUUCAUGACAACUGGGGCAACUCCCAGUACUCGUGUAUCUACAGUUUUAGAGUUCAUGGCAAACUAGCAUGGCAUGAACACUAA